CCCCUCCCCCCUAUCUACAGCUGCACCGUCGUACCGUCCAGGACGACCAGUUCGGAGUCGGUGAGCCUCUCAACGAGACGGAGUUCGGAGUUGGUAUGGUGGUCAGAGGCCGGCACUGGCUGGUAGCCAGUGCCGUCGGAGACGCUCCCCGACUUCACCGGGACCUGGCCGAACAGAUGUUCAUGGCGCCGCAGCUGACGUUCGCCAGCGCCAACGGCAUGACGCUGGACAUGUGGAACAGUGACACGGUGGUCAAACAGUUCACCGGUAUGAAGCCGCUGCCCGCCAACGUUCACCUCCUGACACUGGAGAUGUACAAACCAGACCGGCUGCUGCUGCGGCUGGAGCACCAGUUCGAAACCGGGGAGGAUGUCGAGCUCAGUCUGCCGGUCGAUGUCAACAUUCAGGACCUGUUCACGACCCUCAACAUCACCUCAGUCGUCGAGUACGGUCUGUCUGCCGACCGGCCUCUGAGUGACAUCAACCGCUUCCACUGGGACCACGACAAGUCCAACAGCAUGCCGAAAAACUUCCGCCGCACGGCUCAGGAGACCUACAGGAACACAGAGGCCGAGGCCGACCCGCUGACGGUCACACUGAACCCCAUGGAGAUCCGUACGUUUGUGGCAACCUACACCAGCCCGUACCCGCUACCGACUCCUCCUGGAGACACCCAGCAAUGACCUACAGGUCACAACGCGCCCAGAGGGUCGUCACCUGACCCGGCACGAGGUCAGCUCUGCCCCAUCGUGCUAAGUAGACGCUAGAAAGCAGCGCUUGGCAACUGUAGAUCGAGUAUGCUAGAAGUUUAUUGAUCGUGCUUUCUGCUUGAUAUAAUGGCGGGUAAAAGCACACAGCUUGCGUGUAAUCCAGCUGAUUUGGUGUACAUAUAUACUUGAGCUCGAGCUCAGUGCCAAUGGUCAAUGUUUGGCGGUCCCGGGGAUUGUCGUGGUUGCGCCGGGGCCUUCGGGGACCGAGUCGCUGUAUUUCCCCGUUGCCAUGGUGAUUUGUGCGUGUUCGUGUUUAUUGCUGGGGUCCGCCCUGCCCAGCGGAGGUGCGGCAGGGACCUUUGCGUGAUGUCGUGAGACGUUCAAAUACAAACGCCCGCUGGAAGA
Molecule: messenger RNA, 1115 nt
Organism: Amphibalanus amphitrite
Lineage: Eukaryota; Metazoa; Arthropoda; Thecostraca; Balanomorpha; Balanidae
Product: lysosomal alpha-mannosidase-like
Exons: 4
Coding region: 96-683 (195 amino acids)
Biological process (GO): carbohydrate metabolic process
Cellular component (GO): lysosome
Molecular function (GO): alpha-mannosidase activity; carbohydrate binding
Source: RefSeq, a predicted model, not a curated record